AUGGCUCAUCACGUAGCCUCUUCCGCGACGCCAAAGCAGUUUGUGCUCUGUUUCGAUGGAACGGGCAACAAGUUUGCUGGUGAUGAAUCGGAUAGUAAUGUCUUGAAAAUUUUCCGUAUGUUGGAUCGCAGUAAACCGCACCAGUACCAUUACUACCAACCGGUAUCGCAUGUGAUGGGCGGGUACAAGUUCUUGAUGCGUUACUAUUCUCCGGUGACGAGAUCUUCUUCAUUGGUUUUAGUCGAGGUUCAUAUAUUGCUCGUUUUGGCCGAGAUGCUCGACUAUAUCGGUCUGCUUGAAGCCGGUAACGAGGAAUUGAUCCGGUUUGCUUGGAAGACUUUUGCGAAGUGGCAGCAACGCCAAGGCGAUUCGGAAGAGGACCAAGACGAGAAGAAGAAACUUUUUGAGUAUAUGAAGGCUUUCCGCGAGACCUUCAGUCGUCCGAUCACUCGCAUCAAGUUCAUGGGACUUUUCGAUACCCAAGUUCCCUAUACGGCACGCAGCUCUGCUAGUGUCAUCCGUCACGCAGUCGCGCCCGAAAGAAAAGAAGCACAAGCACCACCGACACCACCUUCCUACUCCCAUUUCGACCAUUUGCAUAUGCACCGCCAGGAUGGUUCGCGCAAACAGCAACAGAAGCAGUCUCAGCAAUCUCAACAACCUCAUGAUGCCCACCCAGACGAAGUCCCCGCUAUUCGUUUGAAUGAUGAUUCCGCAAGUCCUCAAAAUGAAAAACCGCCCGCUCCAUUACCCACCUUCGAGAACCCCGGAUGGGGUCCCAAUCCAGGCGAAUCCUACUAUCACCCUCACCACCUUCGUGCCGGUUCCUCAAACCAGGGAAGUGAGAACAAUGCUGGAGAGAAGCCUCAUCGAUACCGCGCACCGUCUCCAAACCGCGGACAAUCCCCAAAUCCCACGCUUGGACUGACCGUUCCCAACGGAAAUGCCUCCUGUGAUGAUCUCACAUCAAUUCGUAGCGGUCAAUCUGGAAACCUCUCAAUCCAGGUCCCCAGCAUUGCCGGUGAUGAUGAGAGUGACGACGAGGAGCAGGACAUUCACGAGGUCUGGUUCCCAGGAUGCCACGCCGAUAUUGGUGGAGGAUGGAAACUCGAGGGUGGCGAGCUGUGGGCCUUGAGUCACGCCCCAUUGGUCUGGAUGGUCCAGGAAGCCCAAAAGGCCGGUCUGGAACUCGACGAGCGCAAGAUGAAGCAGUUCCAGUGUCUGGAAGAGUACGACGGCGACUACACUCCCAUCCAGGAAACCCUUGGCAACCGCCGUGGCAGCCGUAUCAGUCGUACGCGGAGCGCUGCUAGCCGUGACUUCUGGCAUGCACUGCACACGUCCAGCACGAAGGGUCCCAAGCACGAUUGUCUCGAGUUCAAGCAGGGCCUACCAACCAUCUUGUUAUUUCUUGGCGAAUCAUGGAGUGGUUGCCUUUCCGUCGGAUGGAUCUCCAGGCUGAUGGGUCGUGGAAACCUAUUCGUUGGCCGUUGCCGCGUGGCUGACCCUAACUACCGCCCUGGUAAUAUUAUUGUGGGCGGUGGUGGACGCGGCGUCAAGAUUGCUCCUACUUAUCUCGGUAUGGGAGAGUGGGAGGUCCUAAGAAUGAGGGCGAUGGUGUACGUGAGACAUAUGUGCGGAAAGACCAAGCUACCAAGUGCAAGGAUCUAUUGGUGCAGCAACUUCAGCACCAGCAUGAGCACGAACAUGCCCACUGAUGAUCUAAUGAUCUGA
This is a messenger RNA of Penicillium verhagenii, 1734 nucleotides long. Its product is annotated as T6SS phospholipase effector Tle1-like catalytic domain-containing protein. Bases 1 to 1734 code for a protein of 577 amino acids. NCBI's taxonomy places the organism in Eukaryota, Fungi, Ascomycota, Eurotiomycetes, Eurotiales, Aspergillaceae. The transcript has 7 exons. The record is from RefSeq and is a predicted model, not a curated record.